UCACAUAUUUGUACCUGGUAUUGAUGGGCGACGUUUUCUUGAGAAUAGAGUGAACGACCAUACUUUCAUACACAAUAAAUUUCUCUACCGACCUUACAAAAAAUAUUACGAUAACAAAAAUAUGCAAGGAAGGCGAUUGCUACUGUACACAAACGUCAGAUAGAGUAUUAAGGAGAAGCCAAUUGUCACAGAUUAUCAACAAGUUCUCAAAACCUGAGCAAGAGGUGAGGUGGGAGUGAUGGCUUCGUCAAGUUCAGAUGGUCAGGAGAGUAAUGGUGCUCUGAUAGACAUUACUGUCAAGACCUUAGAUGGACAGAACAGAACGUUUAAUGUUCCUGAGAAGUUGACUGUCCGACAGUUCAAAGAGAAAAUUAGUGGCUCCAUUGAAAUUUCUGCAGACACCCAGAGACUGAUCUUUCAAGGGCGUGUUAUGCAAGAUGAAAAGCCAUUGACAGACUAUGACAUCCACGGGAAAGUGAUCCAUCUGGUGCAGAGAGCCCCGCCCUCCUCACUCUCCGGCGCCGGCACGUCCGGCCCCAGCCCCGACAGACCCCCCAGGGCCCCCAGACCCGGUGGACAUGACGGCAACAUGCUGGACGUGCAGAUCCAUGUGGGCCGAGUCCAGGGAAACCCCAGCACUCGCGGCGCCCGAGGUCGCAUCCGACAGGCCGAAUUCAACCUGGGGCUCAUCAACGAUGCCCUUGACCUUCUAGAAGAGCGCACCAGCAUCACGGUCAACGACUGCCCUCCCCCUGACCAGUCAGAGACAGCGGCCGGAGAAGGCAGACAGCAGGAUGAAGAGAUGGACACAAGCUCCUCAGCUCAGCCGCCGGAAGACGCCGAGGGUUCCUCGCGACGGGAGUCGCAGGCCCCACCAGAGGGCUCGGAACCUCCGGGGGCAGAAUCUCCCACAGGACUGAUGGCCUCGGAGCUGGCCGACUUCCUUGACCGUGUACUGAGCACCAACAGUCGCAUGACGCCCCACCUGCGACUUUACCGCAACUACCUGCGCAACGAGCAGAACUACCCACAGGCCUCGCAGGAAGCGCGCAACGCCCAGGAGGUGAUGAGCCGCGUGUCGGAGGCACUACAUGCCAUGAGUCACCUGAUGCACAGCCUGAGCGACGUGAUGGUGGACAUGAACACGGAGGUCCCCCGCACCGUCACCGCCACGCCCCCCUCCUCCUUCCCCAUCCCCGGCACCAACAGUAUGGCCAUCCCCAUACACAUGAACGUGAGAGCCCGCCACGCUCCCGGUUGGGGGAGAGCCGCUAGGCAGCCCGGCGCGGGCCAGACGUCCACAGCAGCAACAACAACAACAUCAUCAUCAUCCACAUCAUCAUCGUCGUCGGCUCCCACUGGGACAGCAGCGGACGCCACACGCAGCAGCAGCAGCAACAGCGCUCGGACGAGAGGUGGCAUCCCAUCAGCCACACCCGCCACGGGCAGCGCUGGUCACACGCCCCCCGGCAAUGAGGGCCCGCCCAUCACGGCAAACUUCAACGCUGGCCCGGGCCCCACGCCGGGGAUGAUGCAGGCGUUUGUGGACUUCUCGCAAGGUUUCCAGAUGUCCACACAGCAGACGGCCAGCCUGGCAUGACCAAUGUGACAGUGAGGACCCCACAAGGAGCCACUUCCACGGCCGCGCGAGCUACAGCCACGUCAACCCCAGCCACCUCCACCUCCUCCUCCUCCUCCACCCCUGGGUCGCAGAGACCAGCGACAGCUCCCGGUGGUGGUGGUGGUGGGCCUCGCCCCUCGCCCGACGCUCCGGUCAGCAACAACAACACCACCACCACUCAGCAGCCUGGGACAAACACCUUCUCUUCCUCCUCCUCCUCUUCUUCCUCCUCCUCCUCCUCCUCCUCCUCGUCAGCGUCAUUUUCCUUCGUCCAGGGCCCCAGCAUCAGUCUAGGUCCGGGCGGCUCCCACAACGUACACAUGGGCCCACUGCCCAAUCUGCGCACCAUGCCAGCCGGCAUGCUGCAGAACAUUCUGGGCUCUGUGUUGGCUUCUCAUGGUGUACAGCCCGGCCAGCCAGUACGGGUCGACAUGGUCCAUCAGGCGAGCGGAGGCGGCGGUGGUCGCGGACCGGACCCCACGCAGCGAGGAAUGAGUGACCUUCCCCUUGACGGAGAUACAGCUCAGGAGAGAUCAGACGCCUCGCACCAGACCCCGUGGCGAGUGGGCGCCAGCGCAGGCACACGCAGCAACGCAGCGACCAACACCAGCGCCACCCCGGGGGUCAACGCAGCCACCAACACCAGCCGGACCGCCGGGGCCACGAAUAGCAACAACACGAGCGCACCGCAGGGUGUCAGAGCCAGCGGCCAUGAACAACGGCAACAUCAGAGUGACCACCCCUGGCCACCCACCGCAGGGCGCAACGACAGCAACCACAACCUCCGCAGCAGCCACCGCGGCCCAGCAGGAGGUGGAGAGGUCAAGGUCGUCCCAGGCCGCACCGCAACAACCACCACCGUCACAACAACAGCCGCCGCGGCCUCCCAUCAACCCGAUGGAGAUGCUGGCUAGUCUGAUGUCCCCGCAGGGUGCGGGCGGCGCGCCGACUAUGUCCCCCGGGGCUCCCAUGUCGCUGGACAUUGGCUCCCUUCUCACGGGCUUCAUGGGCCCGAUGAUGCAAGGCUCCGGAGGGGUCUCGGGUUCGACGACGGGCACACUGGCAGAUCUGUUCACACAGUUCCGGGAGGCUUCGGGGCAGGAAAGCUCCAGUGAUUCAGGUGUACUGGUAUCCCUGCUAGAGACACUGGCCCCCCACGUUCACCUCUCCGACCUGCUCUCCCUCAUCAUGGGCAACGCGCAGGUCCUGGGUCGUCUGAGGCCUCACCUGCGCCGCUUCGUGGCCGACCACGUGGCUCAGCUGGGCUCUGUGGAGCGGCUGGUUCAAACCUCCGUGGACGACAUGAGGCCGCAGAUACAGCAGAUUGUGCGUCUGGUGGAGGUGAGGGCUGGCGUGGACAUGGAGGGAUCGCUGAGGGAGGGUCUGCAGCACCAUCUCAGGAUCAUCCUCUCCUUCAUCCACUCGGACCGCGCAGCGAGCGAGGCAGAGUUUGGCAGUGGUCUGUACGGCCUGUGGAUGACCAUGAUGGCGGAGCUGAUAGCUCUGUGUGUCUACUGUAUCCGCGACGGACAGGCAGGCUUCUCUAACAUGCUACAAGCCUAUAUUGAGAAAUCAGUUGGAGACGGAGCAGGGACCAAAGUCUCAGGAUCGUUGACAUCCGGCCCUGCAUCUGCCACGGGAUCGUCGAGACCCAGAGCGGCCGCGGAUGUGCCCGGCGAGGCGAGAGGGACAGGGGGCGCCACCUGCUCUCCCAUGGACGUCAGCGUGUCGCCGUCCAGCCAGCCACCCAAGGCAAAGGUGCCCCGGACGGCUGAGAGCGAGGAAUCCUCGGGCGAGAUCUUCGUGGAUGCCCAGGAGACACUGAGCAGUUCCCCCGCGGCCCGCAGCGCCAGCAACAACAAGCCCACCUCCCUGCCCACGUCUGCCGGCACCUCGUCCCGCCCCGCACCCCGACCCAGACCCGCGGCCGAUCUGACCAACGGUCAAAGCACAGACAACUCCUGGCAGUCGGUUAUACCCCAGGACUGGAUCCCAGUGAUAAGCCAGGACUCUGUGCGCCAACAGACACAGAGACCCCAGCCCCCACUCAGCGACGCCUACCUACAGGGUCUGCCAGCCAAACGCAGGAGGAUGAUGGGUCUGGAGCACGCGGGAGAAAUGGGCAACAUGCCGCAGUACCUCCCUGCCUCGCUGUCGCGGGCUGCACGGGCCGUGGGCGCCGAGCCAAUCAGCAGCGAGGAGAACUUGCUCCGAGAGGCGGCGGACAACCUUGACCUUCAGGCGGAGCUGGAGCGGGAGGUUCGCUCGGUGCUGGAGUCUCGCGUGACCAGCGACCGGGACUACAGCUCAGACCAGUUCCCCAACACCAAGAACUAUUUCCACAAGUCCCGACGACAUUAGGACGUUUUUAGGGCCCCUUUUUAGAUCUAUGUCGAUACAUCGCUCCCCCCACCCCUACCCCAGGGAUUUCUCCUCGG
Molecule: messenger RNA, 4059 nt
Organism: Aplysia californica (California sea hare)
Lineage: Eukaryota; Metazoa; Mollusca; Gastropoda; Aplysiida; Aplysiidae
Product: large proline-rich protein BAG6
Cellular component (GO): BAT3 complex
Molecular function (GO): misfolded protein binding; polyubiquitin modification-dependent protein binding
Source: RefSeq, a predicted model, not a curated record